Pyricularia oryzae 70-15 is the source of this 222-nucleotide messenger RNA. RefSeq lists its product as uncharacterized. The transcript has 2 exons. The coding region runs from base 1 to 222 and encodes 73 amino acids. NCBI's taxonomy places the organism in Eukaryota, Fungi, Ascomycota, Sordariomycetes, Magnaporthales, Pyriculariaceae. The record is from RefSeq and is a predicted model, not a curated record.
AUGUUCGACAAGAAAAAGGCUUUCACAGUCUCGCGUAUUGUCACUCUGGGACUGUGGGAGCUGUUUGUCACCGUUGGCUCUGGUGUACCGGGUUGCGCUUUUGUAAUUUACGGGUUCGAUAAGUACGUAACCAUCGUCAGUAUAGCUCAGUAUGGUGACAGUAUACCCCGGGAGCUUCUCCUACGGAAUCUCAUGUCUUGGGGCUUGGUAGAGGUAUAUUAA